AGACUUCGUUUUCAUACGAGAGGACGCGUCAGAGACUCGAUAGUGUGCAGGACAUUCGGAAGAAGUCUUUGUCGUGAGGGGUGAGACAGGGAGCCGGAGGCAGGGAGAGACAGAGAGGCGAGCCUCGCUGGGGUACUUUUGUGUCCCAGGAUGUUUGUGCCUCUAUCUUUCUUUUUUGUCGACAGGUAACAACGUUCUGCGCCUGUUUCGUUUCGGCGAACUAUCAAGCGCCCGCGAGCGAUUGUGUGUUCCUACCAGUGAUAGAUUAUCCCCCCCCCCCGUCCACCUCUUGUUUUUUUCCGGUUUUCCCGAUUACGCACCACUUCAUGGAGGUGUUGGGGUUGACAGCGUCGAUUUCUCACACUGUCUCAAUCUUUUUUGGGCCUCAGCAGCAGAACUCGAAAGAAGUGAUCGGUGUAAAUUCACAUGGUUGUCUUUCCCUGUUCCAAUGAUGGGGUCAGGUGAACGGCGUUAGUAGCGGACUCGUGUGUGUACGGCGUUCCUGGUACAAAGUGCGGGCUCUACCUGCGUUAUUUUUUUCGUUGCCGCAGAGGGAACGCACAGAUUUAUGCUGUUAUAUCAGCACAAAUGUGACCCGUUGGAAAAUUGUGACUCUUCGGGAGUGAUCGAAAGCCUAAAAUUGGUUUGUUGCGCGGUUUUUCCCUGAGAUGCUGCGCUGAAGGGUAGCAGAAAGCAUGGUAGCCACGAAGCGUCCCGAAUAUAUAUCUCGAUUAGCAGUUGUGCGUGAAAUUGUGUCUUCGUGUGCUGCACAGAGAACACGCAUACACACACACACACGCUUGACACGUGCUGUGCGUUUGGACGCUGUCUGCGCUGCCUUCAUGUUUGUUGGUAAAACGAACUGAAGUGGAACGCGUGGUUGGCAUGCCGUUCUGUUCCGAGACAUCUGAUUUCUUGCGUAUCGGGUCCGUCUUACGUACGCCGCCUUUCCAUUCCCGUACUGUUUCUCACUCCGAGUUCUUCCACAGUGAUGCGAUCGUUUGAGGAGCUCUCUGUCCACGCAUUGUAUCUGCCGGAUUUCCAGUGAAUGCUUCGUGUUUGGCAGAGUUCGAGACGUGGCGUGCACGGAUUUGUCCCUUAUUCUGUGAUCUUUGCGUUUGGCCAGUCAGCGCGCUUGCAGGAAAGGAAUUUGGGGCGAGAUGCAGGUGUCCAUUUCUGUGCCACCACCUGCGUUGUCUUUCGUACCCAGCGGACAGCAGUUCCAGCAAACAAAUCUGCAGCUGUGCCAGGCACACCUCGUGUCACCUCGAAUUCCUACACUUCUCGAGAGCGAGCACUGUGUGUGUGUCGAUCAAUCCCAGCCCUCUCGUGAGUGCCGGUAGUGUCUUUUUUUCCUCCCGCCUCACUACCUGCGAUAUCUGAAGCACAAGUCUGACUGCGAGCGCGGGCUUCUCAGGUGUUUUUGCCUGUGAGCGAGGCAGGCCGAGCAGCGACACCUUCACACCUUAGCGCGGCAGCGGAGUCGCGCUCUGAGACCAGGUGCCACCCUGACGGCCACAUUCACGGUUUGCGUGCAGGUCAGAAACAUCGGAUUCAGCGGUUCCAGAAAAAGGUGGCUGAGCGUGGAAAGCCGCUGUUACGAGGCAGGGGUUGGGGAGCGUCUGAGUCGAACGUGUGCAUGUGCAUGCAUGCAUUUCCUUUCCUGUACCGACGGGAAGCCCCACGCGCGCGGCGAUCGGCGAAAUCUGCUGGAAGAAGAAAUGGGGCUAGACAGUAGAAACGAAGGGGGAUUCUCGCACCACGCGUCGCAGCGCGGGUGGGUGGGACGGCCCGAUGACGGUGAGUGGUAUCGGAGAGAGCGAGGAAACAGUGACGAUUUCGACCGGCGGCAGCAUGCAGCCUCGCGAUCCGGAGAUUACACACCAUCGGGCGGGCGCAUGCACAUGAGAGGUCCCAGCUAUUCACCCGACCGAAGAGUCCAGGAGAGAUCUGGUGGGCGCGAGUACGCGGGACCCGUGGGCUAUUCGUCUAAUGGAGGAGGCUUGCCUGUGGGCCCGUCUCAGCGACUUUUGGAGGGCGAGAGAUACUCGUCGAAGGAUCCAUUUCACGGGUCUGCAUAUUCCCAUCCGGCGCGUGACGCCUCAGAUUCACUGCGGCGGCCGCUUGUGGCAGAAAACCACAACAGGGGCACUUGCCACCCUUGUGUGUUCUAUGCUGUCGGGAGAUGCAGAAAUGGAGGAGAGUGCCGAAACUGCCACGAAGAAGAGCACAGCGAUACCCGCAGUCCCCUGUUUGCUCUUGACGUUCUCCACCGGAAGGGACUGUGCAUCGUCUGCAUUGACUUCAAACGGAAGGGCAUCUGCAACGAUCCAGACAGGGCGCACAGAUUGUUGUACUGCCACCACCCGCAGCACCGGCCCAACGCUGGUGACUUCGCAGAAGACAGAGGAAGAGACAGCGCUGCCUGCACGGGCGGCCCACGUAGAGCGCUUGAAGAUCUUUCGCCAAAGGUGUACCGUUCAGCUGGUUACUGGGGAGAGGCGCAUAUUUCAGCAGGCCGAUGCAGGCAGCGGGAGGAGGAAUACGACGACUGUUCGGGACGGGAGAGCGCUCGACGGCGCCUUUUGUCUCCGGAACUAUGCUCGCGAGGAUACGGUUCUUCUAUGCGAGCGUAUUCCGGGGUCGCUGGCGGAUCCAAGUGCAUGUCGCCUCCGGGCAAAGAUGACUACUGUGGCCACGAGAGAGGAACAGGAGGUGGUUCGGGUGGACGUACGGCGUCCCUGUGUGUCGGCCGAGGCGUGCAGCCGCCGAAUUCGCGGCUACAUCCGCCUCGAGUUUGCGAAGAACGGCGGUGCGUCCCGUGCUCAGUCUUUUUUUCGGAAGGCCGUUGUCGCCGGAUUGACUGUGCCCGGUGUCACGAACCGUGCCACGGCAGUGCGUCUUCGCCUCUUUUUUACCACCGCGUUCUUCACGAUAUGAACCGAUGUGAACCGUGUCGCGCGUUCGCUGAUGGAUGCUGUCCACUCAGUGAUGGUGCCUGUUGUUUCUGCCAUGACCGAAGCCACGCCGGCGAUCGUCUGUCUUCUCUAAAGCCGGCAGCCAUGUACUACCCUGCGCGUCGGGAACCUUAUGAGGCCACUUCGGGUCGCGCAGCAGGCGGGCCGAGUUACAGGGGGGCCCGCGAGGUGGACAGUUUCCGACGAAGAGAGCCAUUAGGUGUGGGACGAGACGGCUUGGACAAGGGCAGUCGAGGUGGAGAUUCUGGCGACCGCAAUUAUGCGUCACGCGGGGGGCCGCGAGUGCAGCGCGUUGAACGAGGAGGCGCUGCCCUGGGGGGUACUCAUCCCGACCGGUGCGUUCCUUGUCUGUGGUAUUUCCAGCACGUGACGGGGUGUGGAAAAGGCCGAGCCUGCUCUGGGUGUCACCACGAAGACCACCGUGACCCGCAAAGCGACCUGCAUCCGUCGAAGCGCUUGCAUGUGCUGGGAAGGUGCGUACCGUGUCGAAAUUACUUCAAAGGCAUCUGUCCCCGUCAGGCUGAAGCUUGUGGCUUCUGCCACCACGAAGAGCACCGGAGCAUGACCGGGAGCAAAGGCGAGAGGGUGCGCGAGGAAGAGCGGAAAGAGCAGAGGGAACAGGAUGGAAGUCGCCAGGAGGAAUGCGGAAAGACGUUGGGGGGUCUGGGAUGUAGUGUCGAGACACCCAGAAACAAAGAGGGCGAAAGCAGGACAGUCUCGGUCACGAGUGGGUCGGGGGAGAAGGUAGACAAAGGCGAACCCGGCGGGCCUGGCGAGUCAGAGGAGCCGCGCGAAGAGGAGAGGAAAACGGAAAAGGAGGCUGACAAAGAGGGAUAUUCGGGCAAACUUGCGAAGAAUGGGGGUACGAAACGCGCAGUGCAUUAUGUACGUCAGAGAGGUCAGAACGAGCCUCGAGCGCACGAACGUGGCGUCUGUCGCCCCUGUGCCUUCUACUUCAUCGGCCCGCAAGGCUGUCUAAAACGGGACCGCUGCCCAGACUGCCACCAUGCCGACCACGCAAAUCCUCAUUCCUCAGCUCAUCCGUCGAAGUUGCUGCACUUGAAGGGCACCUGCAGGCCGUGCAUUUCUUUCCAGCGUGGAACGUGUACAAAGGCUGCGGAAAACUGUGUUUACUGUCACCAUAGCAGUCACCUGCAUGAGGCAUGCGACGACCGUGAGAGUGGGGACAAACAAGAAACGAUGGAAGAAAGUGACCAAGUGGACGCGGCUGAGUUUCCUGUCCAGGACCUGGGUGACGGCCCGGUGUGUUGCCAAGAAGAGCAGCUUGAAAACUCUCCGUGCUGCCAACAACUGCCUGGGGAAAGUUACCCCAUCUCAGACAGGCGUGGAGGGGAAUCAGAAGAGACUCCAGUCGGCGGAGACCGAAGCAAAGUGUGUCUGUGCGAUGAGCAGGAGAUGGACAGGGGGACAGAGUCCACUGACGUCGUUGGGGACCAUGAAACGAAGCCUGAACAACACGCUGGCGGAAAGGGCAACAUAGGCGACGAUGAAACUGUGGCAGGCCAUUCCUGUCCGCUCAUCGUUUCUCCUCGGCCGGAUGACGAGGCCGACAAGGCUCUCGUGACUGAAGAGGGGGCAAACGGUCACAACAUGUGAAGAAAUGGUGCGUGCGGCUGUGCGGCAAAGUGAACUACGAUCUGUACCUCUUAGGACCGUUAUAUGGUGAAAGAAGCCCGAAUGGCAUUCUUCGGACCGACCAAGUCCUCCAGAAGGAGGCGUGCAAAGAAUUCUUUGACUGGUUGCAGCGCGCGCUAGGACGACAAAAUGAAAAGAGUAGCUGGCUCGGAGACCACAGUAAUGUGUUCGUGUACGUUUCACUCCCACCUUGGAAAAGUGUGCAGACUCUGGUGAGGAAAUCCUUACGCCGUCUCCCGCAAAAAGUAUGAGGAGGUACUCAGAGACGGAAGAUAAUUGGUCAACAAUAGGCUCAGAAUUCAGCCCAUGCAACGUCGAAAGGUUGAAAACGCUCCGUGGUCUGCCAGAAUCGUUCACAAAAAACAAUCCGGAAAGUUUCCGCGCCUAGGGCGUGGCAGUGCAGUCGAGGCCCAGAGAUUGACAAUACGGGCGAACGAAUCUGGAUACUCGCUGAAAUGCACUUUCAUGGAUAAUCCGCGCCAAUUCGGAGGACGUGCACUUCUGUCAGCCGAGAGCCGAGCCCCUCGCUACGAGCUGCUGUACUGUCAGGACAGCGCUAUUAUAUGUUGAUGUGGUGACUCACCUCCAGACGCGGAAAGGAGAUUGGGAAUCGUUCGUCGCAGGCCGUGAUGGCGGCUUUUUUGUUGGGAUCUCUUGGCAAGAGCACGGUGAAAGAAUUACAGAAUCGGGGACCACCAGGGGGCUUUCAAGUUUGUGGCUCAGUGCCACGGUGGUUUCGUGUCCGCACAAAAGAGUAUACAACUUGGUAUUUGGUAAAAGUCCGGAAAUAGGCGGUUCCAAGAUAUAUAUAUAUAUAUAUCAUGAAUACAUGUAUAUUCCUACACACUCUUAUGUAAACGCUUAGACAUGCAUAACGUCUCUUCAGUCAUCCUUGGAACACGUAUACGCGGUGGCCAGUGUACACUCUCGCGCUGGAGUGGAUGUUUUUGCUCUGGACGAACCAACGCCGCGGAAAUCUAUUAUUCUAGGAUGUCUCCGGAAAUUCAAUCCGAGAUGGUUCGAUGGAAGCAUGCAAACGUUUGAUAUAAAGCAUAUGCGCGAACACCCAGAAGAAUCACUCCCGUCUCAGAGCACGUAUCUUGCCAGUAUGAGUAGAACGAGGCACAACAAUCGGGUCGAACCUGUCUAGAAGGACGUGGCGACCCCCGCUAUUGUUUAGUGCUCCAUUUUGCCAUGCGUCAUCCAGUCCGCCGCGAUUCGUGCAUGCAUGCUUAUUUACACCCGCCUGAAGAAAUGCUACUGCUCAACUCGGCACAGAAUGCACCUGUAUUGCGCGUAGAGAGGUGCCCGGAGUGAUCAAAACUGAAGCAAGGAAUUGCAAAGUAAGCAACUGAAGAGUUUCAAGUUAUCAACUAGGAAGACUGGAAGGACUUCCGGACGGAUGCAGUUCUGCUAUGUUUGCCGCAGGCGGGCCUUCGGCAAGGGUGACACGACUUGCCCUGACUGGCUGCAUCUAUGUAAUUUACUUCGCGUCUGUUGGAAACAUCGCAUUGUAGUGUUCAAGACUAAGGUGCAGUGCACGAGCGUCUAAGGGGGGACAAUAACUCAAUUGUUUUCCACGUUCGUCGUAAUCGUUGGAUGGGAAUGCUCACGUUUUGGCAUUUGUUGAUGUCGACCUGCUGCAAUAUUGGUCGACAAAGGGACAAAGCGAGCUGUCAGGUGAGUUGGUAGUUACGUCUCCA
This is a messenger RNA of Toxoplasma gondii ME49, 6337 nucleotides long. RefSeq lists its product as hypothetical. The record is from RefSeq and is a predicted model, not a curated record. The transcript has a single exon. Gene Ontology annotation, molecular function: metal ion binding. NCBI's taxonomy places the organism in Eukaryota, Apicomplexa, Conoidasida, Eucoccidiorida, Sarcocystidae. The coding region runs from base 1650 to 4595 and encodes 981 amino acids.